This is a messenger RNA of Monodelphis domestica (gray short-tailed opossum), 10307 nucleotides long. It is a transcript of the gene SLIT3, whose product is annotated as slit guidance ligand 3. The record is from RefSeq and is a predicted model, not a curated record. Gene Ontology annotation, biological process: axon guidance; negative chemotaxis. Gene Ontology annotation, molecular function: Roundabout binding; heparin binding; calcium ion binding. NCBI's taxonomy places the organism in Eukaryota, Metazoa, Chordata, Mammalia, Didelphimorphia, Didelphidae.
GGAGGCAGAGCUGGCGUUUUUGGGGGGGCGGGAGGGGUGGGCCCCACGUCUCCUGUGUCUGCCCUGCUCAGUGAAUGGAGAGAGGGAGAACUGGCCAGCUCGCUUGCCCACCCCGUACCCCUGCUGCUCUUGCCGCCACCACCACCGCCGUGCUCUGGACAGCCUGCCUGAGCCCAACCCCUUAUCCCCCACCCCAGCUUCAGCGCCAGGAGCCCAGCUAGCUACCCGGCUUCCCACCUGGGCAGGUUGGGCUAUGCGGAGCGGGGCAGCCCGAACCCCUUGGAUGGAGCCCCCGCCACCCCGUGCGCCUCUUUCCACUAGCGUCCCGUGCGCCUGAGCUCAGGAUCGUGCCCGUUCCCCGGCACCCCCUCCUACGAGCCUCGUAGGGCCCCCUGCCCCGCCCCCUCAGGCAGGAGCGCCGGUUCUCUAGCGCCUUGACUCCCUCCCUUUCCCCCUCCCCCGCCCGAGGCCGCCCCCGGCUGCGCUGCGCUGCGCCCAGCUGCCGGCUUUCAGCUUCGCCGCAGCCUUCUUCGCUGCAGCCAACGCUCCAGCGGCUGCGCUCGGCUGCAUUCCGGCCGGCGGGACAGUCUCCGCCGGGCCCCGAGUGCUGCGCUGCGCUGCGGGCACAAGCGCGGCCAGCCUGGGCCCCCGGACAGCAUGGCCCUCAGUCGGACAGGAGCCGGCUCCGCGCGCCUCUGGCGGGCGCUGACGCUGGUGCUCGUACUGGUAAGCGCCUUGAGCUGGCCCCCAGUCUCAGCCUGCCCCACCAAGUGUACCUGUUCGGCCGCUAGCGUGGACUGCCACGGGCUGGGCCUCCGGGCGGUGCCCAGAGGGAUCCCUCGCAACGCUGAACGCCUUGACCUGGACAGAAAUAAUAUCACCCGAAUCACCAAGACGGAUUUUGCUGGGCUCAAGAAUCUUCGAGUCUUGCAUCUUGAAGAAAACCAGGUCAGUGUGAUAGAGCGAGGGGCCUUCCAAGAUCUGAAGCAGUUGGAGCGCUUGCGUUUGAACAAGAAUAAACUACAAGUUCUCCCAGAAUUGCUUUUCCAGAACACCCUGAAGUUAACCAGAUUAGAUCUGAGCGAGAACCAGAUACAGGGAAUCCCGAGGAAGGCUUUCCGAGGCAUCACUGACGUGAAGAACCUGCAACUGGACAACAACCAGAUCAGCUGCAUCGAAGAUGGAGCCUUCAGAGCCCUGCGUGAUUUGGAGAUCCUUACCCUCAACAACAACAACAUCAGCCGCAUCCCAGUCACCAGCUUCAACCAUAUGCCCAAGAUCCGAACCUUGCGACUCCACUCCAAUCACCUGUACUGUGACUGUAGCCUGGCCUGGCUUUCUGAUUGGUUACGGCAGAGGCGAUCCAUUGGCCAGUUCACCCUCUGUAUGGCUCCUGUGCACCUGAGGGGCUUCAGCGUGGCUGAUGUUCAGAAGAAAGAAUACGUAUGCACAGGCCCCCACUCUGAGCCUCCAUCCUGCAGUGUCAAUUCAAUUGCUUGCCCAUCCUCAUGUACCUGUAGCAACAAUAUCGUGGAUUGUCGAGGAAAAGGCUUGACAGAAAUACCAGCCAACCUGCCAGAGGGCAUCGUGGAAAUACGCCUGGAACAGAACUCCAUCAAAGCCAUCCCCGCAGGAGCCUUCACCCAAUAUAAGAAGCUAAAGAGGAUAGACAUCAGCAAGAAUCAGAUAUCCGACAUAGCACCAGAUGCAUUCCAGGGCUUAAAAUCCCUCACCUCGCUGGUUCUCUAUGGAAACAAGAUCACUGAGAUUUCCAAGGGCUUAUUCGAUGGACUUGUGUCCCUGCAGUUGCUGCUUCUCAAUGCCAACAAGAUAAACUGUCUGCGGGUGAACACCUUCCAAGAUCUGCAUAACCUCCACCUGCUCUCCCUGUAUGACAAUAAGCUGCAAACCAUCAGCAAAGGUCUCUUUGCUCCUCUUCAGUCCAUCCAGACACUACAUUUAGCCCAAAACCCAUUUGUGUGCGACUGCCACUUGAAGUGGCUGGCUGACUACCUCCAGGAUAACCCAAUCGAGACGAGUGGGGCCCGCUGCAGCAGCCCGAGGCGCCUCGCCAACAAGCGCAUCAGCCAAAUCAAGAGCAAGAAGUUCCGCUGCUCAGGUUCUGAGGACUAUCGGAACAAGUUCAGUGGGGAUUGCUUCAUGGACCUUGUGUGUCCUGAGAAGUGUCGCUGUGAAGGCACCAUCGUGGACUGCUCUAACCAGAAACUCGUCCGGAUCCCCAGCCACAUUCCAGAAUAUGUGACUGACCUACGCCUCAAUGACAAUGAAAUCUCUGUCCUGGAAGCCACUGGGAUCUUCAAGAAACUGCCCAACCUGAGGAAGAUAAACCUGAGCAACAACAAGAUCAAGGAGGUGCGAGAAGGUGUCUUUGAUGGGGCGGUCAACGUGCAGGAGCUGAUGCUGACGGGGAACCAGCUGGAGCUGGUGCAUGGACGGAUGUUCCGUGGGCUCACCAGCCUCAAGACAAUGAUGCUCAGGAGCAACCUAAUCAGCUGUGUGAGCAAUGACACCUUCGCUGGGCUGAGCUCGGUGAGGCUGCUGUCCCUCUAUGACAACAGGAUCAGCACCAUCACUCCGGGGGCCUUCGCCACCCUUGUCUCCCUGUCAACCAUAAACCUGCUUUCCAACCCCUUCAACUGCAACUGCCAUCUGGCAUGGCUAGGGAAAUGGUUGAGGAAGAGGAGAAUUGUCAGUGGGAAUCCUCGGUGCCAGAAGCCUUUCUUCCUCAAGGAGAUUCCUAUCCAGGAUGUGGCCAUCCAAGACUUCACCUGUGAUGGUAAUGAUGAAAGCAGCUGCCAACUGGCUCCUCGAUGUCCCGAGCAGUGUACCUGUGUGGAGACUGUGGUUCGUUGCAGCAAUAAGGGGCUCCGGGUCCUCCCCAAAGGCAUCCCCAAGGAUGUGACUGAGCUAUACCUGGAAGGAAACCAUUUAACAACUGUACCUAAAGAGCUGUCCACCCUCAGACACCUGACACUAAUUGACUUGAGCAAUAACAGCAUCAGCGUCCUGGCCAAUUACACCUUCAGCAACAUGACUCAGCUCUCCACACUCAUCUUGAGCUACAACCAGCUGCGCUGCAUUCCAAUCCAUGCCUUCAAUGGCCUGCGGUCUCUUCGAGUGUUAACUCUUCAUGGCAAUGACAUUUCCAGUGUUCCUGAGGGCUCAUUUAAUGACCUGACCUCUCUUUCCCAUCUAGCCCUGGGAACCAACCCCCUGCACUGUGACUGCAGCCUACGAUGGCUUUCGGAGUGGGUGAAGGCAGGCUACAAGGAGCCAGGAAUUGCCCGGUGCAGCAGCCCUGACCAUAUGGCAGACAGGCUCUUGUUGACAACACCUACCCACCGCUUCCAGUGUAAAGGCCCAGUGGACAUCAGCAUUGCAGCCAAGUGUGACCCCUGCCUCUCUGGUCCAUGCAAGAACAAUGGGACCUGCAGCAAGGAUCCAGUGGAACUAUACCGUUGUUCCUGCCCCUAUGGCUACAAGGGCCGAGAUUGCAACAUGCCCAUCAACACCUGCAUCCAGAACCCCUGUCAGCACGGAGGGACUUGCCACCUCAGCGAAACCAAUAGGAAUGGAUUCAGCUGUUCCUGCCCUCUGGGUUUUGAGGGGGAACGAUGUGAGAUCAACCCAGAUGACUGUGAGGAUAACGACUGCGAGAAUAACUCCACCUGUGUAGAUGGAAUCAACAAUUAUGUGUGCGUGUGCCCGCCCAACUUUACAGGAGAGUUAUGUGAUGAAGUGAUUGACCACUGCGUCCCUGAGAUAAACCUGUGCCAGCACGAGGCCAAGUGUAUUUCCCUGGACAAAGGAUUCAGGUGUGAGUGUCCUCCUGGCUACAGUGGGAAGCUCUGUGAGACUGAUGAUGAUGACUGUGUGGCCCACAAAUGCCGUCAUGGGGCCCAAUGUAUAGACACUGUCAAUGGCUACACCUGCAUCUGCCCCCAGGGCUUCAGUGGUCUCUUCUGUGAGCACCCCCCACCCAUGGUGCUGCUGCAGACUAGUCCCUGUGACCAGUACGAGUGCCAGAACGGGGCCCAGUGCAUCGUGGUACAACAGGAGCCCACCUGCCGUUGCCUCCCUGGAUUUGCUGGGCAGAGGUGCGAGAAGCUCAUCACUGUCAAUUUUGUGGGCAAGGACUCCUAUGUGGAGCUGGCCUCUGCCAAGAUCCGGCCCCAGGCCAACAUCUCCCUGCAGGUGGCAACCGACAAGGACAAUGGCAUCUUGCUCUACAAAGGAGACAAUGACCCCUUGGCACUGGAGCUAUACCAGGGGCACGUGAGACUGGUCUAUGACAGCCUGAGCUCUCCCCCCACUACCGUGUACAGUGUGGAGACUGUGAAUGAUGGGCAGUUUCAUAGUGUGGAGCUUGUGAUGUUAAACCAGACCUUGAACCUGGUAGUGGACAAAGGAGCCCCCAAGAGUUUGGGAAAACUCCAGAAGCAGCCAACAGUUGGUACCAAUACUCCUCUUUACAUUGGAGGAAUACCCACGAGCACAGGCCUCUCAGCCUUGCGCCAGGGCACAGACCGAACCUUGGGUGGCUUCCACGGCUGUAUCCAUGAUGUCCGCAUCAACAAUGAACUCCAGGAUUUCAAGGCCCUGCCCCAACAGUCCCCAGGUGUCUUCCCAGGCUGCAAGUCAUGCACCAUCUGCAAGCAAGGCAUGUGUCGUUCUGUGGAGAAGGGCAGUGUGGUCUGCGAGUGCCACCCAGGCUGGACAGGACCACUGUGUGACCAAGAAGCUGGAGAUCCCUGUCUCAACCAUAGAUGUGUCCAUGGAAAGUGUGUGGCUUCGGGCUCUACAUACACAUGCAGGUGUGCUGAGGGCUAUGUGGGAACCUCUUGUGACCAGAAGAAUGACUCGCUGAACCCCUGCCGGGACUUCAGGUGCUACCAUGGGCAGUGCCACAUCUCUGAGAGAGGGCAGCCCUACUGCGAGUGUGAGCCCGGCUUCAGCGGGGAGCACUGUGAACGAGAAAGCCAGUGCCAGGGAGAGGUGGUACGAGAAGUGAUCCGCCGGCAACAGGGCUAUGCUUCAUGUGCUACAGCCUCUAAAGUGCCCCUGAUGGAGUGCCGGGGGAGCUGCGGCUCCCAGUGCUGCGUCCCCAUACGUAGCAAGCGACGGAAAUACGUCUUUCAGUGCACAGAUGGUUCCUCGUUCGUGGAGGAGCUGGAGAGACAUGUGGAAUGUGGGUGUCACAAAUGCUCCUAAUCCCCUCUUCCCCAAGUCUCCACCACUCUGAGGAGGCAGGCACUGCCAGACAUCGGCUCAAUGGGGAUGUCAAAAAUGGGACCUUGUUACUUUGAGUUGAAGAGGAAGAAGAGAAAUAUUAAGUAUAUUGUAAAAUAAACAAAAAAUAGAACUUAUUUUUAUUAUGGAAAGUGACUAUUUUCAUCUUUUAUUAUAUAAAGUAUCACACCAUUUGGGUAUAUGUAUCAUAUAGUGAGUUAUUUUUACUGAGGUUUUCGUUUUGUGGUGUUGUUUUUUAACAGUUGUUUAAAAUUCUAAGAAAAUGACUAAUAAAAAUUUUAAAAGGAUAAUAAAAGAAGUCAUACAUAGCCUGCCCAAGAAAUAAGAGGAAAGUUUAUAUGCUUAUACAAUAGUAUCAAGUCAGAAGAGACCCACAUAAUACUGAAGUCCUUGGGGAGGGUGGGGGGAAUCAUAUAGGAGAAGCAAAAGGGGGAAAAAAAUCUUUCCCUUCCUUCCUUGCUUCCUUCUUUUUUCCCUUCUUCCAGAGAACCACCUAGAUCCCAAGAGAAACUGUUGUAACAGUGGCCAGUAUUCAGGCCUUGGACCUAGAUAUGCUCCUGAACUUUUUCCUGUUCUCAGGCCUCAUCUAUGUUGUAUUCUGGUCUGGCCUCAGUUCUUUCCCUGCCUCUUCACCUCCACUCAAGACCCCAAAGUUUAGGACAGAGAGAAGAGCGUGCUGGCUUGAGAUCCCUUUCCCACGGGAGGAGAGCUGAGCUCUCCCAUACAUUCACUGUUUCAAGCCAGGGGCCUAAUGGAUAUCUCCCCACUUCCCUCUCUCCUUCCAUUCCCCCGUUCCCCUCCUGAUCCUUCUAUUACAAACGGCUUAAGUCAAUCAAUCAACAAACAUUUAUUAAGCGCUUACUUUGUGCCAGGCACUGCGCUAAGUAAGCACCAGAGAUACAAAGAGAGGGGAAACCGUGGAUCAUGGGGCCCUAGAGCAUCUUCCUGGGGACUCGUUAAAUAUAAGCUCUGUCCCAAUCUCCCCAUGGAGCUACUCGUGCUAGAAGGCUAGCAGCCUUUUCCAUUUUUCAUAUAUUGGCCAGUGGGCAGCCUAGGUGGUGGCUGUGGUGCAGAGAACUUUAUGUCUUUCUUAUUCCAGCCCCUAUUCAUAAAAUGAGUAGCAAUAGGGAAACCGAGAGCCAGUUGGAAAAAGAACCAAGCACCGAAGCCCAAGUCUCCUGACCCAUGAUGUUUUUUACCAUGCCAAUUGAUGGAGCAACCAGAAAAAAGCAAGGAAAAUGGCUUCAGAUUUGUCCCUUUUUUCUUUGACCUCGCAUCUCUCUCAAGAUUUUCCCAUAGAGGUCCAAGAAGCUACCUGAAACACGUAGGAAAUUUAUCCCCCUGGGCUACUCAGAUAUGUUUCAGGUUUGGCCAAAUCAACCAGGACAGGCCCUCCCAGAUGGUUAGCAAGAAGUGCUGGGUAUUUGGGGGUUAAGCAAAUGGCUCACGUCCUGAACCAGGCCAUCUUUAAAGGCAACGUUUCUGACUCAAUAACUAGCUCUACUAUAAAGAGGGGGAGAUGCUUUAUAAAAAUUAUAUGAUAGUGCCACUGCCCCAUAUGAACUUGUGUUUGUUUUAUUAAUGGACUCAUAUUCUAAUGUCAUUUUAAAUAAAUGGUUGGGUUACAGAGGGGCCAUCAUAUGCUCUGAUGAAUACUGUGACUUAGUACUAUUCUAUGGUGUGUUUUUCUUGCUAAUUGUGUUCUUACCCUACUCUGGUGUUUCUAAAUUGAUUGGUUUCCUGGGGCUAAAGCUAUUCCUCCCCUUUUCCCUGCCUUUGGAGGGGGAACCCUGGCAACCCCAGUGUGGAAAAGAACCUGAAGGAAGUUCAUGGACUGACUGAGACUAGGAGAUUGGGAAUUAUGCCUAAAAAGGAAAGGCAAGCUCAUGCCCAGAGCAAAUGAAACAUCAACGGAGAACUGGACUCUGCCAGCCCCUUAAUCUCAGACAUCUCAUCUGCUCACCUCAGGGACAUGCAGAAUAUCUGUCUAGAACACUCGAGCCAUGGCAGAGGGGAGACACAAUAUGCAAUAAGUUUGGGUUGUGGGGAAGAGAGCUGGAGGUGAUGAUGAUGAAAAGAAAAGUGGAAGGAUGGGUUGGGACCAGAUUCUAAAAAACCUGGAAUGUUAAGGGGUUUGUUGUUGUUGUUGUUGUCGUGGGCUGCUUUUGUUCUUGUUUUUUGCAGUACUCUCUAGUGCCUAAUUAAAUACAUUUUUAAUUCCCCUCUGAUCCUGGAGUGAGAGAUUCAGGAAGAGCCAGCUUAUGAUUCGAGCCUGAGGAUAACUUUAUAGGCAGGAGACCUGUCUGCCCUCUGGCUGGUCACUGAGGUCCUACAGACUGAACUGUGCUGAAACAUGCCCGGAAAGUCCCUGACAUAGACACUAGGACAUGUCCAAAGUGAGCAAAGAUAUACAAGUGAACAGUGGAUAGUACCUCCUCCCCUUGAACCCUCUUUACAGUGCCGAUGGGGGGAUGUUAGAAAAGUGUCCAUGUCUUAGGGCUAGAGGACGCAGAGGAAAACUAAGCUUCCAAAGGCGCCACCUUGCAUUCUGAAAGUCAUUCCCACCACAUUGGCAGGUGUUAUUUAAUCUAGUUCAAUUCAGUAAACAUUAAUUAAGUGCCUACUGUUUGCAGAGCACACAUUGAGUCCUAGGAAAGACAAAAGAUUAAAUAAAACAGCGUCUGUCAUUGAGAUUGCAGAAAGAAACCCCACAUAAACAGAUAACUAUAACAUGCUAAGUCCAUGAGAAAUGAAAAGGGUUAUAUGAGCCUCAGGGCAAAAGGAGUAAAACCUGAGAUUUCAGAGAAGGUUUCAUGAAGGUGGUCUGGCAUAGUGAAAAAAGAGAGCAGAAUUUGGAGUUUCAGGGCCUCACUUUGAAUCUCAGACCUGAUGCAUUUUUACUCUGGACAAGUCCCAGGCCCGUCAUCUGUAACAUAAGGCAAUUGUGACUGAUCUGUAAGAGUCCUUCCAGGCCUAGGCCCUAUGACAUUAGUGGGGGUAUUUCAAUUGGGCUCCAAAGAAUAGGGAAGAUAACAACGAGGGAAAUUUGAACUGGGAAAAAGAGAGCAUUCUAAAGUAUAGGGAAAAGCAUGGGGCGGGGGGGUGGGGGGGGGACCCAGGAUUGGACAGUCCAAGGAGUACACAGGAAAGAAUGAGAAGGGACAAGGCAAGUUGCCCAUUUUUACCUAGAGCACUGAGGGAAUAGAGGAUAGGAUUAUGAUAACUAGAUGGAAAAGUAGAGUGAUCCCAAGAUGGUAGAGAGCUUUGGAUUUCAGUCAAAGGAAUCUGAACUCCACUCAGUUUACUAGGGAGCCACUGAAGAGAGCUGAACAAAGUGAUAUCACCCCAUUCUAUGAAUAAGAAAAAUUAGUCUUGCAGAAGUGUUCCCCACCCCCCCCAUGGAAACAGGAACCCGCUGAUCCUAGUAAAUAUACAUGCUACAAGGCAGGGGUCCUUGGGAUACUAGUUAAGAGCCCUAAGGAGGAAUCUUUUAGGCCAAUGGUUUUCAAACUUUUCAUCUUAGAAUUUCGUAUACUUUUCUAGAUUAUUAAGGACCACGAAGAGCUUUUGUUUUUAUGGGUGAUUUUUUUAUCGACAUUUACCACAUUAAAAAAAAAACAAAAACGGAUCAUUUAAAAAAUAUUAAUUCAUCUAAAAAUAGCACACCCACUAUGUUAACCUAACAUUAUAUUAACGGUAACUAUUUUCCAAAGCUUUUGUAAGAAAAAACCCACGGUUUUACAUAUUUUUGUAAAUCUCUUUAAAGUCUAGUUUACUAGAAGAGAAUUGUCGUCUCAUAUCUGCUUUUGCAUUCGAUCUGUUGCUAUGUUGUUUUGGUUGAAGUAUAUGAAGAAAAUCUAGCCCGACACAGAUGUAUGCUUUGAAAAGGAAAUAGCAUUUGAGUAGACAAACGUCAUCUGCGUAUUAUUGUGGAAAGAGUUCUGACCUCACAAACCCCCUGCCAGGGUGUCAGGGACUUCCAGGGCUCCAAGGAGCGCCGACGGACCGUUAGGGAAUCUGCUUAUACUCCCUAAGCGAGUUCCCCUACCUUCCAUGGGCUUGUGUUUUAGGAAGCAAUGCUGAGGCCACGGCCCGUUACUGCUCCAUCUCUAGCUGUCGGUGUUCCCACGGACUUGCCCAAGGCCAGUGGGGUAAAAGAGCUGCCAGGAGUCCGGGGUCCUGUUUUCUCUGAUCCACCUUUUAUUGGCUUGGCUUACCUCAGUGUUGGUUUUCCUUUGCAUGCCUCUUUCUGGAUAUAAGCCAGAGCCGCGCUCCUUGCUCGGAGAUUAACGAUGGUUUCUCAUGGCCUAUAAGAUAAAACCUUCCUUUUAAAAUAUUUCACAGUAUGGACCCAAUAUGCCCUUAGGCCCUCGGAGAACCUGCUGCAUUCAUACCGGUCUCUUGAGUGUCCCCUAGACUCACUGAAGCCCUGCCCCCUCCUCUGGACCUAUUCGCAUCCUAUCUUUCAAAAUAAGUCUUUCAAAGUCUUUUUUUUUUUAAGGCAAACAGGGUUAAGUGACUUAGCCAGGGUCACACAGCUAGCAAGUGGUUGUCAAAGCCCAAAUUUAAUCUGACUUCAUCAGAGGAUACUAGGAUCAUAGAUUUAGAGCUAGAAGGGACCUCAGAAGUCAUCUAGUCCUACCCCUCAUUUUAAGAAUGAGAAAAGUGAACCAAAGGCUGUGACUCGUCCACGGUCACACAGGUUGUAAGUGGCCAAGCCAAUAUUUGAACCCAGCUUCUUGGGAUCCAAAUCCAGGGUUCUUUCCAUCAUGCUGUGCUUUCCUUGACCACUCUAACCCAUAUUGUUCUUUCCCUUCUCUGAAUGCCCAUGCAGUUACUACUUGUACCCCUCUUCUUGGCAUGGAAUCACACACUGCCUUGCUCUGUUGUUUAACUAUUUGGUAGGUGUUUGUUUCAUCUCUUCACAAAGACUGUAAGUUCUUCCAGGACAGGGAACUUAUACUUCUCUUUUACUGAUAGCGCCUGGUACAGUGCUGAGCACAUUGCAGGUGCGAAAUAAAGAUGAAUUGAAUUGA